GCCAAGAGAGAGUGCCCUUGGUGAUAGCGGGUGCGCAAGAGCCGAAGACUGAACCAACUUGGUUUCACUGCUAUAUAGCUUUGUUAUAGGAGAUAGCCCGUCUUCAAGAGAGUCUGGAGUAACUAUAGUUGGGGAAGUUUUAAGAAGAUGAGUAUAUGGAACUACGUGGUCACGGCUCACAAGCCUACGGCCGUCUUUCACUCAUGCGUCGGCAAUUUUACCAGUCCCCAAGACCUCAAUCUCAUUAUUGCGAAAUGUACCCGGAUUGAGAUUCAUUUGCUUACUCCUCAGGGCUUGCAGCCUAUGUUGGAUGUUCCAAUCUAUGGAAGAAUUGCAACAGUUGAACUUUUCCGCCCUCAUGGUGAAGCACAAGAUUUUCUAUUUAUUGCAACAGAGAGGUACAAAUUCUGUGUUCUCCAAUGGGAUCCUGAGAUUUCUGAGCUCAUCACUAGAGCAAUGGGUGAUGUUUCAGAUCGUAUAGGACGUGCUUCUGAUAAUGGUCAGAUUGGCAUUAUCGAUCCUGAUUGCAGACUGAUUGGGCUUCACUUGUAUGAUGGAUUGUUUAAAGUUAUCCCUUUUGACAGUAGAGGACAGCUCAAGGAAGCAUUCAAUAUUCGCCUUGAGGAGCUCCAAGUUUUGGAUAUCAAAUUUCUGUAUGGCUGUCCAAAACCAACGAUUGUGGUUCUUUAUCAGGAUAACAAAGAUGCACGUCAUGUGAAAACAUAUGAGGUUGCUCUGAAGGAUAAAGAUUUUGUUGAGGGUCCAUGGUCCCAAAACAACCUUGAUAAUGGGGCUGAAAUAUUAAUACCAGUUCCUCCACCUCUUUGUGGUGUCCUUAUUAUUGGAGAAGAAACCAUAGUAUACUGCAGUGCAAAUGCUUUCAAAGCUAUCCCAAUCAAACAAUCAAAUACCAGAGCCUAUGGAAGAAUUGAUCCUGAUGGUUCCAGAUAUUUACUUGGUGAUGUUACUGGUUUGCUUAGCCUACUUGUAAUUACGCAUGAGAGAGAGAAGGUUACUGGUCUCAAAAUUGAGACACUGGGUGAAACUUCCAUUCCCUCUACUAUAUCAUAUCUUGACAAUGCAUUUGUAUAUAUUGGGUCAAGUGUUGGAGAUUCACAGCUGAUAAAGCUAAAUCUACAGCCAGAUGCAAGAGGUUCUUAUGUGGAAGUUUUGGAAAGGUACGUCAAUUUGGGGCCAAUUGUUGACCUGUGUGUGGUGGACCUGGAAAGGCAAGGCCAAGGGCAGGUUGUAACCUGCUCUGGAGCUUUCAAGGAUGGUUCUCUUCGUAUUGUUCGGAAUGGAAUAGGGAUUAAUGAACAGGCAUCUGUAGAACUUCAAGGUAUCAAGGGAAUGUGGUCGUUAAGAUCUUCAACUGAUGAUCCUUUUGACACCUUCCUGGUUGUAAGUUUUAUCAGUGAGACACGAAUUCUAGCUAUGAAUCUUGAAGAUGAGCUGGAAGAAACUGAAAUAGAAGGCUUCUGUUCUCAAGUGCAAACAUUAUUUUGUCAUGAUGCUAUUCACAACCAACUUGUUCAGGUCACCUCAAGCACUGUAAGGCUUGUUAGUUCCACGACUAGAGAGCUUCGGCAUGAAUGGCAUGCUCCAUCAGGCUAUUCAGUUAAUGUGGCCACUGCAAAUGCCACCCAGGUUUUGUUGGCCACAGGAGGUGGGCAUUUAGUAUAUCUGGAAAUUGGAGAUGGCAUUUUGACAGAAGUAAAGCAUGCCCAGCUGAAUAAUGAGAUAUCAUGCCUCGACAUAAAUCCCAUUGGGGAGAACCCCAAUUACAGUCAUCUAGCAGUAGUUGGAAUGUGGACUGACAUAAGUGUCAGAAUCUUCUCUCUCCCAGACCUGAACCUCAUAACUCAAGAGCAUUUAGGAGGAGAGAUAAUACCUCGAUCUGUGCUUCUGUGCACCUUUGAAGGGAUAUCUUAUUUGCUAUGUGCCCUUGGUGAUGGCCAUCUUAUAAACUUUCUGUUGAAUACAAGUACUGGUGAGUUAGCAGAUAGGAAAAAGGUGUCUCUUGGGACACAGCCCAUUACCUUGCGAACUUUUUCUUCCAAGAAUGCUACUCAUGUUUUUGCUGCAUCUGAUCGGCCAACUGUGAUUUAUAGCAGUAACAAAAAGUUACUUUAUAGUAAUGUAAAUCUGAAAGAAGUUAGUCAUAUGUGCCCUUUCAACUCUGCUGCAUUUCCAGACAGUCUUGCAAUUGCAAAAGAGGGUGAACUCACUAUUGGCACCAUUGAUGACAUUCAGAAGCUUCAUAUUCGCUCUAUCCCAUUGGGAGAGCAGGCACGGCGCAUUUGCCAUCAAGAGCAGUCCAAGACUUUUGGUAUUGUUUGUUUAAAGUACAACCAAACAAAUACUGAAGAAUCUGAAGUUCACUUUGUGCGCUUGCUGGAUGACCAGACUUUUGAAUGUAUAUCAACUUGCCAACUUGACGCCUUUGAACAUGCUUGCUCUAUAAUCAGCUGCUCCUUCUCAGAUGAUAAUAAUGUAUAUUACUGUGUUGGAACUGCAUAUGUAUUGCCGGAGGAAAGUGAACCAACAAAAGGAAGAAUUCUAGUUUUUGUAGUCGAAGAUGGAAAGCUACAACUUAUCGCUGAGAAGGAAACAAAAGGAGCUGUUUACUCUUUGAAUGCAUUUAAUGGUAAAUUGCUCGCUGCUAUUAAUCAAAAAAUUCAGCUGUACAAAUGGAUGCUCCGGGAUGAUAAUACCCAUGAGUUGCAGUCUGAAUGUGGACAUCAUGGACACAUCCUAGCACUUUAUGUGCAAACUAGGGGAGAUUUCAUUAUAGUCGGUGAUUUGAUGAAGUCAAUCUCAUUACUAAUUUACAAGCAUGAAGAAGGCGCUAUUGAGGAGAGAGCUCGUGACUACAAUGCAAAUUGGAUGUCAGCUGUUGAAAUCCUUGAUGAUGAUAUAUACCUUGGAGCAGAAAAUAAUUACAACCUAUUCACUGUUCGGAAAAAUAGUGAAGGGGCCACUGAUGAAGAACGAGGCCGACUUGAAGUUGUUGGUGAGUAUCAUGUUGGGGAGUUUGUGAAUCGGUUCCGGCAUGGUUCGCUUGUUAUGCGCUUGCCAGAUUCUGAGGUGGGCCAGAUUCCAACUGUUAUUUUUGGCACUAUCAAUGGCGUGAUUGGUGUGAUUGCUUCACUUCCUCAUGAGCAGUACGUCUUCCUGGAGAAGCUUCAAUCAAACUUACGAAAGGUGAUUAAAGGCGUUGGAGGACUGAGUCAUGAGCAAUGGAGAUCGUUCAACAGUGAGAAAAGGCAAGUAGAUGCCAGGAACUUCCUUGAUGGAGAUUUAAUUGAAUCUUUUCUUGAUCUCAACCGCAGCAAGAUGGAUGAGAUUUCGAAGGCAAUGAGUGUUUCGGUAGAAGAGUUGUGCAAGAGAGUAGAAGAGCUUACAAGGUUGCACUGAAAUUAGCCUUGGAUUUGUAAUUUUUCUGAGUUAUUUUUCUGUGGUGUAGCAUGCAUUUAAUUUCUUCUUUCUUUACUGGGUAAAAUAACAUGGUCUUGUCCUUUCUUUUCCCCCUUUACCUGUAGUUUUUUGGUACUAUUUGGCUUGCUUUAUAUGGAUCCAAAAUGGUGUAUAGAAUGUAUUUUAUUGUAUUCAUCGCUUGAUUCUUGGACA
Messenger RNA from Prosopis cineraria, 3630 nucleotides. Its product is annotated as DNA damage-binding protein 1a. Gene Ontology annotation, cellular component: nucleus. The record is from RefSeq and is a predicted model, not a curated record. NCBI's taxonomy places the organism in Eukaryota, Viridiplantae, Streptophyta, Magnoliopsida, Fabales, Fabaceae. The transcript has 19 exons. Bases 148 to 3417 code for a protein of 1089 amino acids. Gene Ontology annotation, molecular function: protein binding; nucleic acid binding.